AUGCUGCUGCCACUGAGCAAAACAGCUCAACAAGCAGAAUAUGUGGCCAAGAACAAAUUUAGAGGUCAGAAGUCCAGGAAUGUAUUUCACAUAGCUAGCAAAAAAAACUUCAAGGCUAAAAACAAAGCAAAACCAGUUACUACAAAUCUUAAGAUAAACAUUAAAGAUCUGAUUCCUCAGCGGCAUCUUGAAAAUGAACCUGUUAAUGUUGAUGAAGCUACAAGAUUAAAGGCUCAGUUGUAA
Molecule: messenger RNA, 243 nt
Organism: Tupaia belangeri chinensis (Chinese tree shrew)
Lineage: Eukaryota; Metazoa; Chordata; Mammalia; Scandentia; Tupaiidae
Exons: 4
Coding region: 1-243 (80 amino acids)
Biological process (GO): ribosome biogenesis
Cellular component (GO): nucleolus
Source: RefSeq, a predicted model, not a curated record